UUUGACAACUUUGAAUGACAUGACCUGACAAUCCUGACAUUUAAAAAAAAAGUAAUUCAUAUCGGGUCGGUCGUCUCGUUCAUGAUUUUCUUAUUAGAUUCCAAUAAGCGAAUUGGAAAAAUCAAGUGAUUUUAAUCUUAAAAUCGACGAAUGAUAUACUUAUUUGUGUAAAAUGGCGACUCCAGCGGACGUGAGAGCAAUAUUCGAGGCGAGAUUGAAGGAAACAUCGCCACCACCGGACUUCCAUCCACUCGACUUGGAGCGAGCAAAAGAUGAAAAAUACUUGAAACGAGUGUUACAACACACGGAUAAAGAUGCUAAAGAGGCGGCAAACAUGCUCUGGGACAUCUGUGUUUGGCGAAAAUCUGUCGGUGCGAAUGAUAUCAAUGAAUCUAACAUUCGAAUGGAUUACGUGAAAGAAGGUAUUUUUUUUACUCACGGAAGAGAUGUAGAUGGUAGUCUUUUGUUCAUUUUUAAAGCUAAAAUGCACGUUAAAGGCCAAAAAGAUUAUGAGGAGGUGAAGAAAAUCCUCAUUUAUUGGUUUGAUCGCGCUGAAAGAGAAGAGGGUGGCAAACGAGUCACUUUGUUCUUGGAUAUGGAAGGUAGCGGGCUGGGCAACAUGGAUAUGGAGCUAGUCAAGUACUUGAUCACACUGUUCAAACUGUACUACCCAUACUUUUUGAACUAUAUCGUGAUUUACCAGAUGCCUUGGGUCUUGUCAGCCGCCUUCAAAGUCGUUAAGACCUUACUCCCUGCUAAAGCCGUUGAACGAAUGAGGUUUGUUACUAAAGACACAUUAAAGGAUGUCGUUGCCCCUGAACAAGCUUUAGUCAGCUGGGGCGGCAAGGAUAACUACGUAUUUGAAUUCAUUCCGGAGAACCGAUCAGAACACACUCCGAAAAAGGUUACGUUUGCUGAGCAGGGAGACAGUCAACAUUCUCCUGGAGAGAUGCUCCGUCUUGUUCCAAAUGAUACAAUCAUUUUCAAAAGUGAUGGGGAUGAAAUAUCAGGACAAUUCACCAUUACGAAUAUGGAUGAAAGUGCAGUUUCUUUCAAAAUAAGAACAACAGCCCCGGAGAAGUUUAGAGUAAGACCAAGCUCUGGUACAUUGGCCACCGGAGCCUCCCAAACCGUCUUAAUCGUAGUCCAACCUGGAAUACAUCUCCGAACCGUAACCAAAGAUAGAUUCCUCGUUAUGUCCAUCCAAAUACCAAAAACUGAUGUGACACCGAAAGAACUGACGCAAAUCUGGCACUCGUCCACUGGUAGCAAGACUGAUGAAUACCGCCUCAAAUGCCAGUUCCCGGAGAAAGAUAUACCAAAGAAUGGUAAUGUUACGGAUGGGACAUCUCUUGAGAAGUCUGACUCCGCAAGUUCAGCGCUGAGUAACCUGGAACAGAACUAUGCGAAGCUGCACCGAGACUUGAAACAGCUGAAGUUGUUGCAAUUUGUCACUUUAACGAUGACCGUGCUGGUUGCGGUUUUAGGAUACCUAUUGUACGAGAAUAUGGUCGAAGAGAAUCGGUAUUGUGAGCGUAUGUAGCUGUUACAGAAUGUGGUGUCCAACGCCACUUUCAAAAUAGACUAUGUAAUGGCUAUUUUUGCUGCAUUACUCUCUAUUAAUGUGUUACUAUACAUCAUGUAUAGCAAAUUAGUCUAUAAAAUAAGUUUAUUAUAUGUGCAUUAACUUUGCGGUUGUGGGUGGGUUUUUAUGAACAUUCUCUAUAAUUAACGGACUUAAACUGGCAUCAAAAGUGAUUAAUUUGUGAAAUAAUUCACUAAUUUGGACAAUUGUUUAUUUUGUUCGUACUCAGUCUGUGUAAAGAAAGCAUUUCUGGAGGGUCUACGAACAAGUGCACUACUGGUUUUGUCAUAAAUUAUGUAAGUAGUACCUUAUUAUUACAGUAUAAAUUUUUCUUUUAAAAUAUCUUCUCCGAUGAAUCCAGUAUCGCAUAUGUAGUAAGAGGUCACUUAUCCAACAUAAUUUUUACUAAUGUGCAGACAUUGGGCAUUCAAUUUUUAAACAGGUCCAGUGAUUUGUCAAAUAUGACCUCAUGCUACUUUGGCGGUAUCUGGAUAUCAGAAAACCGGUAGCCCAUUGAAACACCAAAACUUAUGAAGCCAUAAAUCUCUAGAUUUAACUCCCAGAUUUAAAAUUAUGCAUCAAGUAAGACAGCAGCUACAUUUUUGUUUUUGAAUGGCAACUGAUUUUCCAAUACAGUGCUGUCAACUACACUGCCAAUGAUCUUUGUGGAAUUAAUGUGGGAUUUUUUUAAUAUAUUUGUUGGGCCGACGUUUUGACCACUAUCUCGCCUGGUAAGCUAUGAUGCGGUCUACGAUGGAGCACGUCGUCCCAUAAGCAACAUAUUCACUCGGGCCUUUAAGACUCCCAGGUUAUACCCUUAUUUAUUAGUAGCUGCAAAGGACGAAACAUUUGGGUUAGAAAACAUAAUUAUCGCUAGCUACUUGCGCGGUUUCACUCGCUCUCCUCGGCACCUAUUUAUCGUAGCGUGAUAU
This is a messenger RNA of Spodoptera litura, 2517 nucleotides long. RefSeq names its product motile sperm domain-containing protein 2. The record is from RefSeq and is a predicted model, not a curated record. Gene Ontology annotation, cellular component: endoplasmic reticulum-endosome membrane contact site; endomembrane system. Lineage: Eukaryota; Metazoa; Arthropoda; Insecta; Lepidoptera; Noctuidae.